Heterostelium album PN500 is the source of this 753-nucleotide messenger RNA. RefSeq lists its product as uncharacterized. Bases 1 to 753 code for a protein of 250 amino acids. The transcript has a single exon. NCBI's taxonomy places the organism in Eukaryota, Evosea, Eumycetozoa, Acytosteliales, Acytosteliaceae. The record is from RefSeq and is a predicted model, not a curated record.
AUGAAUAUUGAUAUUGGUAUCGAUUCAUUAUUAGAUUCAUUCAACAAUAUAUCGUUAAAUAGUGAUGUUAAUGAUAGAUAUAAAAAUGAAUCAGAUUAUCAACGAAUAGAACAAUGCAAACAAAUCUAUCAAUACAUAAAGAUAUCGUUUGAAAAUAGAGAUUCCGAUAGUCUAAUAAACAAUUGUUUUCAAUUAAAACAACUAUUGACUACAUCAUCAAACAACAACAACAACAACAACAACAACAACAACAACAACAACAACAACAACAACAACAACAACAACAACAACAACAGCAGUAAAAAUAAUCGUACAUUGUCAUCAAUACUUUUUACAUUUGAGUAUCUAUAUAGAGUUGCAGAUAUACUCUAUCAAUCAGGUUACUAUCAACAGAGUUUAGAGAAUCUCGCUAUAAUCAUUGAAAAUGGUAUUGAUAUCACACCGACAAUGGAAAUUGGCAACAAUCAUGAUAUCUAUAUUUUGAAAUCUUUUACACUAAGUGUAAAGAUUAUUCAAAUUUUGGAUCAACCUACUCACCAGUUAGUUUGGAACAUGAAACAAUAUAUAGAGAAUCAAUGUACUGUGGACAACCGAUUUGAAAUCUUAGUCAACAUUCUAUUUAUUUGUAAACCAAUAAACUACAAACAAUCAAUCAUAGAGUACACCAACAAACAUCUAUCAGUAAACAAACACAACAUUAAGGAACAAGAAUAUGAAUAUUGGUUAGCAUAUCUAUCAUCUAUCAUCCGAUAA